This is a messenger RNA of Myxocyprinus asiaticus (Chinese sucker), 3773 nucleotides long. RefSeq names its product transcriptional enhancer factor TEF-5-like. The transcript has 15 exons. Gene Ontology annotation, cellular component: transcription regulator complex. NCBI's taxonomy places the organism in Eukaryota, Metazoa, Chordata, Actinopteri, Cypriniformes, Catostomidae. Bases 347 to 1633 code for a protein of 428 amino acids. Gene Ontology annotation, biological process: positive regulation of transcription by RNA polymerase II; hippo signaling; embryonic organ development. The record is from RefSeq and is a predicted model, not a curated record. Gene Ontology annotation, molecular function: RNA polymerase II cis-regulatory region sequence-specific DNA binding; DNA-binding transcription factor activity, RNA polymerase II-specific.
UGCGUGAAUUUCAUACCAAACCCAUACUUCGCAUUCCACCUUUACUGUCAAACCCGGAGAAAUAUAUGACUGAAAACAAUAGCACCAAGAUAAAUAUAACUUUAUAGAAAUAAACAUCGUCUUUUCCUAUCGGUAGAGGUGUUUCCCAAUAAAGAGAAUUGACGGGGUGGAAGAGAAAGAAGCGAGAAUCGUGUUUGGAGAGAUCGAUCACUGCUUUAUACGUUAAAAGUGUGGGGGCUCGUGGCAGGGCCCGGUAGGAGCCGACACCAUUGCGUCCAACAAGUGGAGUGCAAACGGCAGCCCGGAGCAGGGGCUGGAGGAUGGGAGUGAUGAGCUGGACAAGGCAAUGGACGGAGACGCCGAGGGCGUAUGGAGCCCAGACAUCGAACAGAGCUUUCAGGAGGCGCUGGCAAUCUACCCGCCCUGCGGUCGGCGCAAAAUCAUCCUCUCGGACGAGGGAAAGAUGUAUGGUCGCAAUGAGCUUAUUGCCAGAUACAUCAAGUUGAGGACAGGCAAAACCCGCACAAGAAAACAGGUAUCUAGUCACAUACAGGUGUUAGCACGGAAGAAAGUUCGAGAGUAUCAAGCAGGUAUAAAGGCUAUGAACUUGGAUCAAGCGUCCAAAGACAAGGCUCUCCAGAACAUGGCGGCGCUCUCCUCGGCUCAGAUCGUGUCUCCGCGUCUCAUGAAGACCCCGCCUCUUCCACCUCUGCCGCAGUCCCCUUACCCCCCUACUGCACGGUUCUGGCCGACCCCCAUCCUAGGUCAACCUGGACCCUCUCAGGAGUGGCACAAGUGCAUAAGAGAACAUCUGACAAACAUCAAGCCAUUUGCACAAGCCCCUUACCCAAACCUGUCUGGACCUGUUCAGCCCCCUUUACCAUCGCCCCCUUGUGUUCGUCCUCAUCCAGCAUAUGAGCCUCUGGCGCCUCCUCUCCCCCCGGCUGCCACCGCAGUGCCCGUGUGGCAGGAUCGCACCAUUGCCUCUUCCAAACUGCGUUUGCUGGAGUACUCUGCCUUCAUGGAGGUCCCACAGGAUCAGGAAUCUUACAGCAAGCAUCUGUUUGUUCACAUUGGCCAGACGAACCCAUCCUAUAGCGAUCCUCUCCUGGAGGCCGUGGACAUCAGACAGAUUUACGACAAGUUUCCUGAGAAGAAGGGAGGACUCAAGGAUCUGUAUGAGAAAGGCCCUCAAAAUGCUUUCUUCCUGGUCAAAUUCUGGGCUGAUCUUAAUAAUGGCGGCUUUCAGGAUGGACCGGGCUCUUUCUACGGAGUCAGCAGCCAAUAUAGCAGCUCAGAGAACAUGACCAUCACAGUCUCAACCAAAGUCUGCUCCUUUGGCAAGCAGGUGGUCGAGAAAGUGGAGACCGAGUACGCUCGUGUGGAGGGCGGGAAGUGUUUGUAUCGCAUCCAUCGUUCUCCUAUGUGUGAAUAUAUGAUCAACUUCAUCCACAAACUCAAGCACCUGCCUGAGAAGUACAUGAUGAACAGUGUAUUAGAAAACUUCACCAUCUUACAGGUGGUGACCAACAGGGAAACCCAGGAGACUCUACUGUGUAUAGCGUUUGUAUUUGAAGUGUCGACAAGCGAACACGGGGCACAAUACCACGUCUAUAGGCUCAUUAAGGACUAGCGACUCUACAAGCAGUUCUGUCAACAGACUUCCGUUGCUUUGCACAGUCCCUCCGACAAACAUAUGGAGGAAGAUGCCAAAUUGUCCAAACAUUGGAGGAAUACGCCAAAAUGUUACGAACAACCAAAUGUUUCGCUUCUGUUCUGAUCCUGGUGCGGAGAGUCUUUGAGGACGUAAAAAAUAUAUUGUUUUACUCUGUUAAAAAACGAUUUUUUUGUAUUUGUUUUUAAUUGCCUUAAAUACAAAAUGGGUCACGUUGGUUUUGUUGCGUAUACAAAUUGUAAUAAUGCCUUUUAAACUGUUUAGUCUCCAUUGAGGGAAUGUGAAUGUGUUGAUGGAAAUGAAUGUCUUUGAAUCGUGGAAGACGACGUGUGCUGUCUAUAACCAGAGCAGUACAUACAGAAUCUUACAGUGAUGUACAAGGGUGAAUCUCAUUAAGAAAUGUCCAGGUCAUACUUCAUGUCAAGAUCUCCUAAUGGAAGAUUUAUGUCAACUGUUAUAAAGGACCGAUCCACUGAAAACACACUGCAGUUAAAUUCUUAGUUUAGAAAUAAAACAACCUUUCCUGUCCUUUGAACAACAAAAGAGGAGUCAGAAACCGUUUUGUAGAUACGAAAAGAUUUUGAUAAGUUGACCCAAAUGCGAGUGCCUUUUUUCCUCUCUCAAAGAACAUUAAGUUGAUUGAUACUCUGAAGUGCCUUUUGACUACCUCUUGACUUAAAACGGUAAGGCUAGGUAACACAAUCAAUUCCUGAAACAACAACAUGACAAAGUAUUUAACUCAGCUGUUCAUCGAAGCUUUCUCAAGAUGCAUUAACUAAAAAAAGGUCAAACUUGUUGUCAGUCUAAUACAAAGAAUAGAGUUUCACAGUUGCUGCCCAUCGAUACAAGAUUUUAGAAGUUUAAUAAAUGAAACAAUUCCUUGACAGAGUUUUGCCUUGGAAUGUUUGCAUUUUACCGAUUUUCCCCGUCACUUUCAUGACUUCCCUGCAUUGUGCAUCAUCCUUUCCUAUUCAACAAGUUAAUUUCUCAUAAAUGUACUUGUUGCAACCUUUAGUUUUGUGCCAAACCAACAAUUAUUUUUAAUGUUCCUGAUGUUAAAGUCUAAAAGGGAACGUCAAUAAUUUAAGGCGUUUGUUAUUGUUCGUAUGGUUUGGUUAUUUUUUUUUCUCUCUUUGGAUAUACUUUGGUCAAAAUUCAGACUUCAUGCACCACAUGUUCGGUGUGGUUAUGUAUGCAUUUUGCAUUAACAUCAAAUGCCAUUUAAACACCUUAGAGAGUUUUUUUUUAAUUUAUUUUUUUAUUAGAUCAUUGAUAUCCUUUGAUACUACUAAAAAGGUAAUUAAAAACUUGAAUUUAGUAAAUAUUCUGAUCAAAUUCAAUGUUUGCAACGCCUAUCUCUAAAGAAGCCAUGCAGUGUUUUUUAUUCCACAGUCCCCUAAGAUGUACUAAAGGCAGCACUGUUUGUGUGAAUUGUUUAUGAGAUGGUUCACUAGACAUGAGAUGGUGCUCGCUGAUACAGUUUUAAAGUCCAAACAUCAGUUUAUAGUUUAGUUAAAGUUCUGAAGGUACUGCUAAAUCUUGAGUACACAUUAAAAGCAGAAAUGUUAUGUAUAUUGGUACAGCCUUAACCUACAAUUUUGUUUUAACUUCAAUGACGACAGUUUCCUCAAUUGUAGUUUUUCUUACAGGCUCUUGUUUUUACUUUUUAUAAUUAUUAUUAUAAUUACUAAUUUUAUGUUUGCUCUUUGACUUUCAAUUGAUGAUGUAUGCAUACAUUGAAAAUUGCGUGUUACUUUUGUUAUUUUAUGCCAUAAUCUAUGUGGUGUUGGCAAAAGCUUUCCCCCGUUUUUUAACAGUUCAUUGUGGCCUUGGAUACCGAUUGUGCAUUGCAGUUAUGUAUUGAAUAUCUUCGAUGUUAGGGGUUUGUACAAUAUAAUCAAAACAAUGUAUAGCAAUACCAAUAAAAUGACAUGGGUCUCCUUGGACCAUAUUUCUUAAAACACAUUUACAACUUUGUAAAAGUGUCUUUUUUUUUCUUUUUUUUUUUUUUAAUUUUUAUUUUAUAAAGUGUGCAUGUUUGGGGUGUCUUCAGGAAAUCUAAAUAAAAAUGUGUUCAUACACUGCGUGCACAAUUAUU